Messenger RNA from Rhodamnia argentea, 2862 nucleotides. RefSeq names its product MDIS1-interacting receptor like kinase 2-like. NCBI's taxonomy places the organism in Eukaryota, Viridiplantae, Streptophyta, Magnoliopsida, Myrtales, Myrtaceae. Gene Ontology annotation, molecular function: protein kinase activity; protein binding; ATP binding. Gene Ontology annotation, biological process: protein phosphorylation. The transcript is spliced from 2 exons. The record is from RefSeq and is a predicted model, not a curated record. The coding region runs from base 1 to 2862 and encodes 953 amino acids.
AUGGCCAGCCUUAAGUCACAUAUCUUGCUUUCGUUUCUGCUACUUUUAUCUUUCAAUGCUGAAGUGAGAGCCAAUUCAGAAGCGGAGGCGCUCCUCGCGUGGAAGUCGACUCUCACGAACCAAUCCGCACUCCAAUCGUGGACAGCCGGCGGGACGAUCGGCCCAAACCUGUCGGCGAGCCCGUGCCAGUGGUUUGGCGUCUCCUGUGACGCGGCGGGCAGCGUAGCAAAGAUACAUCUCCCUGGUGCAAGCCUAGGGGGAAACCUCACAGGCUUGAACUUCUUGUCGUUCGGCAACCUAGUUUCCCUCAACCUCAGCCAAUGCAACCUCACGGGCCCUAUGCCACCUCAAAUCGGCUCGCUUUCGAAGCUGAUGCACCUGAAUCUCUCCAGGAACAUUCUCUCUGGUCGCCUCCCUCCGACGCUAUCAAACCUCACUCGCCUCUCCUUGCUUUAUCUCGGCAAUAACAUGAUAAGCGGCGAACUAGAUCCGUGCCUGUUUUCCAACUGGACCAAGCUCCGGUUCCUGGAACUGCAGAACAACAAUUUCACCGGCAAAAUCCCCUCGGAGAUUGGCCUCCUGACAGAUCUUGUAGAGCUAGCUAUCUGUAACAACCGUCUGAAUGGCUCAAUCCCGCAUGAAAUCGGAAACUUGAAGCAUUUAGAUGCUAUAGCUUUAUACGGAAAUUAUCUCACCGGUCCUAUCCCUGCGUCCAUCGGCAAUCUUACUCGCUUAACAUGGUUGUUCUUGCAGCAGAACCAACUUUCAGGACCUAUUCCUCAGGACAUUGUCAAGUGCGCCAAGCUAGUCCAUUUAUUUUUGUAUGAGAACGACCUCUCGGGUUCGGUACCUCAAGGACUCGCCAACCUUUCAUUCCUAAAGGUGCUUCAUCUCAGCGUGAACAAUCUCUCCGGUCCCUUACCACAAGUAUGCCAGGAGUCUCCUCUCGAAAUAUUCACGGCCGCCUUCAACAGCUUCGCAGGUCCAAUGCCAAGAAGCUUGAGAAAUUGCACGACUCUCAUGCGAGUCCGCCUCGAGAGCAACUUCCUUUCGGGGUAUCUAGACCGAGACUUCGGUGUCUAUCCGAACCUCAACUAUCUUGACUUGAGCGACAAUAAAUUGAGAGGGGUCCUCUCCCCGAACUGGGGGUCAUGCCUGAAGCUGACGCUGCUAAACCUUGCUGGAAAUGAGAUUGGCGGCACGAUUCCGAACGAGCUCGGGAAACUAAGUGUCCUGGGUGUGCUCAAUCUGUCGUCUAACCAUAUUACUGGAUUAAUGCCGGGACAUCUAGGAAACUUAUCCUCUCUGUAUCAGCUGAAUUUAAGAGAGAACAAACUUUCACGUUCGAUCCCGUCUCAACUUGGGCACCUGUUGCGUCUCGAGGACCUUGACCUCUCGUCGAACAAGCUGGGAGGCCCCAUUCCCGAACAACUCUGGAAAUGCUUGAAGCUGCGGAAUCUGGUCCUGGCGAUUAACAAUUUUAGCGGGUCUAUAUCGCCUCAGAUCGGAGACCUAGCACUGCAAGGUUCAUUGAACUUGAGUCAUAACCACCUCACUGGCAAUAUACCUCCACAGAUUGCAAAGUUGUCCGUGGAGCUUUUAGAUCUCUCUCACAACGGGCUGUCCGGCGAAAUCCCUCCAUCCUUUGCCCAGAUGACCAGUUUAACAUCUGUCGAUUUCUCCUACAAUGAACUGGAAGGUCCGAUCCCCGAUGGCGAAGUUUUCCUCCUCUCCGCCCCGACAGCAUUCAGCAACAACAAGAACAUGUGUGGCCCAGUCCGAGGUUUCCAACCUUGCAAUGCUAAGUUACCAGAGAGCACAGUUCAGAAGAAAAGCCGCAAAUUGUGGAUCAUACUAGGCGUUUCUUUAUCAGUCGUUCUAUUCCUCAUUGUAGUAUUGCUCGGAAAAUCCAUCCUAUCCCGCGGGAGAAUGAAAAGCCCGAGUGCAAGAAUCGCUGGGCUGAACAGCAGGAAUGUCUUCUCCGUGCUGAACUAUGACGGGAAAGUCGUCUAUGAGGACAUCGUCAAAGCCACGGAGGGUUUCGACGACAAGUAUUGCAUCGGGGAGGGCGGAAGCGGAAGAGUCUACAGAGCUCUGCUUCCAACAGGACAUGCCUUAGCCAUAAAGAAGAUCAGGUCCUCGGAAGGCGAUGAAAUAGAGCAGAUCACAGCAAGCUUCAUCAAUGAGAUCAAGCUGUUGACGGCGAUACGGCAUCGGAACAUCGUCAAGUUUUAUGGAUUCUGCUCCAGCGGGCUUCACAAGUUCCUUGUGUACGACCUGAUCGAGAGGGGAAGCUUAGCAAGCAUCCUGAAGGACGGCACCGAAGCAGCACGGUUCGACUGGAGGAGGCGAGCGCAGAUCGUGAGGGACACGGCAAGUGCCCUGUGUUACAUGCACAACGAUUGCACGCCGCCUGUGAUUCACCGAGACAUAUCGAGCCGAAACAUUCUGUUGAACACAGACUACGAAGCUUUUCUCUCCGACUUCGGCAUCUCUAGGAUUUUAAAGCCCGAUUCGCGCAAUUGGACGGCCGUGGCAGGCACAUACGGUUAUGUUGCUCCAGAGCUCGCAUACACAAUGAGGUUGACCGAGAAAUGCGAUGUCUAUAGCUUCGGCGUCCUGGCACUCGAAGUGAUGAUAGGAAAACACCCGGCGGAGCUCGGUUUAUCUCUGAAUUCCCUCCAAUCGGAGCCCGGCAUGGAGCUACAGGAUCUGUUAGAUGCACGUCUUCCACCUCCGGCGGAUCGUGUCGCCAUGGAUGAAGUGAAAGCGAUAGUGAAGCAAGCAUGUUCAUGUGUAGAUGCUGAUCCAAAUCGCAGGCCAACCAUGAGAGAGGUGUCACGGGCGCUCCUCGAAAUUUAG